CUUUGGACUCCGUUAUCGCCACCAGUAUCGGACGCAGAAGAUGAUUUGUAUUACGAUCGAUGUGGUGACUUGUGGUAUGAGCAUGAGGUGAUGUGUGAAUCUCGAUUGCCAGCGCUCAUCCACGAACUUCAUCGACCCAGACCACUGACCACCACCGUUCCCAUUGCAUCUCAAUCGGCACCGAAUGUCGCUCCAUAUGCUCAUCAAGCCUCUUCGUUAUCUUCAGCCGCAAUCCACCAGCAACACCCGACAUCGUUCGGCAUGGCUGCUGCUGCUGCAGCAGCAGGUUUAUCAGCAGCCCAUCAGCCAACUCAACUCUUGCAGUCGUUACCGGUCACUGCUCAUCGACAUCAGUCUUCACUUAUGCCCAACGAGUCGUCUCUUCUUGGAACAACCGCACAAAACACGAUUCUAUCGUCAAACAUCCCAAUCGGUGCAAAUUCAGCAAUAUCUCAAUCGUCAAUGGUGCCUUCAUCGUUACGAGGUGACAUGAGAGGAAGUUGUAUGUUGUCAGCGCAGUCGAUGACGUUGAGUGGUCAACAUGAGCAACAUCAACAACGCGAACGGAUGAUGAAGACGAUCCCGCAGACCGGUGUCACUAGUGGAUCGCCUUAUUUGGAUACUUCUAAUCUGCUUAGACCCGCAACACCGUCACGAAUCCCGAACAGUGUCGAUGAUGCAAUCGAUAGUGUUCGGAAAUCAGCACAAAAAAGUUCCUCGUCGUUUGGUUCAAUGUCACGUUCCUAUGGCGGAAGUUCGCGAUCGUUGUUUUCGGACGGUCGUUCGAUCAAAUCCGAUUUACGUCGACCGUUAACGCCACCGCCACGCGAAAAUGAAGCGAUCGAUUACGAGGGACCCGAAUGGCUGAUCACUGAGGAUUUCGCUUUAAUUCUUGCAGUGGCACACGAGCAGCAUUUCUCGUAUCAUUUAAACUCAGCGAAACCGGGGCAUACCAUCAACUGGGACUUCGUUUCGCGAUUAAUGAUGCGUUACACGUCGUUUUAUCGAUCUCCAAGGCAAUGCUCAAUUCAUUAUCAGCUAGUGGUACAACCGCGUGAAGAAGGUCGAACGAUGGCUUUGGAUCCGGUCACGAAAAAAUCAAGAAAAGUACCAGUUAGCAGCGUUGAAUUGAGUGAGGAUUCAUGUGCAUUGGUUGUUAUUUCUUAUAACUGA
Messenger RNA from Anisakis simplex (herring worm), 1173 nucleotides. The record is from the annotation of a GenBank genome assembly. NCBI's taxonomy places the organism in Eukaryota, Metazoa, Nematoda, Chromadorea, Rhabditida, Anisakidae.